Messenger RNA from Mesorhabditis belari, 750 nucleotides. The record is from the annotation of a GenBank genome assembly. NCBI's taxonomy places the organism in Eukaryota, Metazoa, Nematoda, Chromadorea, Rhabditida, Rhabditidae.
AUGAAAACCCGAUUAUUGUUCUUGAUUUUUCCUCUCGGAUGCGUGGCUGUGUUCCCGAAUUUUGGCAUGAUUCCUGGUUUCUACCGUCAACCCAGCCAACCCCCACCACCGAUUCCCCAACCUCAAUCUCAUUCAUUUAUCGAUCAGAUCAAACAGUAUAAUAAUGUUGAAGACAGUUUGGAUGCUGGAAUGGCUCAAAAUUAUCUCAGCAAUGCUCCAUAUAUGGAACAAGAGACUGAAGAUUGUACUGCACUUCCAAACAGAACAAAUUCAAUGCCUCACGUUUUUCAAUGUGAUCUUGACGAGGAUGAUAAUUCACUCUUUAUCAUUCACAAUGCUGCGGUCACAAAUUACACGGGAGACACAAGAUAUCCAGUGGAUUUCACCUCUCCGAUCAGAAUUUUCUUGGAUGUGACGAGUCGAGUGAAUAGGAGAUUUGAUAAUCUUGGUGUUGAUGUCUCGUUAUACAAGCGCUCAACGGGAUGGUUUGGAUGUGGAUGGCUUUUCAUUCCUAGUUUCACUCUAUUAAAUAAUGGAGAUGUUUGUGAGGAGAAUCAGUCAUGUCCUUUGGGUAGAGGACGACAAGUAUUGGAGUUACCCCUAGAUCCACAAAAACUCUUCACGAGAUUCUUUCGGAUGUUUCACAAUGAUAUGCAAGCUUAUCAAUUGGUGCUUCGUGUUCGAGACAAUUCUCGUCCCUUCAAUGACCUCUUUUGUGCAACGAUUCAAACACGAAUCUCUUUUGAUUAU